Messenger RNA from Paecilomyces variotii, 1694 nucleotides. RefSeq lists its product as hypothetical. Lineage: Eukaryota; Fungi; Ascomycota; Eurotiomycetes; Eurotiales; Thermoascaceae. The coding region runs from base 282 to 1436 and encodes 384 amino acids. The record is from RefSeq and is a predicted model, not a curated record. Gene Ontology annotation, molecular function: electron-transferring-flavoprotein dehydrogenase activity; flavin adenine dinucleotide binding. The transcript has a single exon. Gene Ontology annotation, cellular component: cytoplasm.
GCUAUGUUGCCUGUCUUGGUAAUUAACGGAGACCUAGGGGACGGGCACGUUGAAGAGAGCAGAUAGCGGCGAGCAGAUAAAGGAUCGCUUUACUGCGCCCUUCGGAAUCCUCUUGCAUUGCCAGAUUUUCCCAUUUCUGAGGGAAAGCAUCCAGUGUCCGUUUGGCAGUAGACACCUGGAUCUGUCAACGGUCUCUAGCCGCUCGGACCUCGACUCGGGUACGGAUGCCUUCGUUCUGAUACAAGAAGUGCUACGCCUCAGGGUCGGUUCUUCUUUUCAUCAUGGCAUCUGCUAAGCCCGUAACUGUCGUCGUGAUCGGUGGUUCCAAUGCGGGGGUCGCUGUGAGCCAUGGUCUUCUCAGACAAGUGCCUGGAGUCAAGGUCAUCCUCAUCAACCCGUCCGAGACAUACUAUUACAAUGUUGCGGCGCCGAGAGUGGUUGCGAAACCGAAAGCCUUCUCGCCAGAGCAGUAUAUCUUCUCCAUACUCGAGGCUUUUGAGCGGUACCCAGCCGCUUCGUUCCAAUUCGUGAUGGGAAAGGCGACAAAAUUCGAACCCGGUGCAAAGACGGUCACAGUUGACAGCCGCGGAGAGUUUUCUACCAUUGCUUAUGACUAUCUAGUCAUCGCGUCAGGCAGCACUUCUCUGGCAACUCGUGGAGAAGGAAGUACGAAGAUUCCCUUCAAGAUCACGGAAGGAGAAGAUCUUCAGGCCGCCAUUGCAGAGGCGCAGAAGACCUUGGCGGCUGCUCGCAGUAUAAUCAUUGGAGGAGGGGGCCCUGUGGGAGUCGAGCUUGCCGGCGAGCUGGUGGACGUUUUCUCCGAUCGGAAAGAUAUCACACUCGUGACCGCCAGUCGACAGAUGUUGCCAUCCCUGAAGGCAGGGACAGGAUCGGCAGCCCUCAAGCUCCUGAAGGCGCGGGGCGUUCGUGUCCUAUCUUCGCGCAGCGUGGAGAAAGCAACGCAGCAUCCCGUCUCAAAAGAAUGGACGGUGACGUUGGAUGGGGGUGAGAAGAUUUCGGCCGACGAAUAUGUAUCGGCCACAGGAGUGCUUCCGAAUAACGAAUUCAUCCCGUCGUCGUUCCUCAAUGAGGAUGGUUGGGUUAAGGUCGACAACGAGUUCCGUGCCCUCGCGGCCGUGAUAGAUGGUCGCAAAACAUACGUCUAUGCGGUCGGGGAUAUCACACAACACCCGCUUCGUACCCUCUCGCGAAUUCCAGACCAGAUUACCGUGGUGGUGAACAACUUGAAGGUUGAGAUCACAGGCAGAGGAAAGCGAAUGACUUACAAGCCCAGCGAGAAACCAUCAAUGCUGGUACCUGUCGGGCGAUCUUCGGGGACGGGACAGUUAGGGGGAUGGACUCCGUGGAGUUGGAUGGUGGUGCUCUUCAAGAGCAAGGACUUUUUUAUCUCGAAAGCGCCUACAUAUAUUAAUUAAGAUGGAAAUGCGGCAUGUCCGGCUUUGGGAUGAUUGGUGUCAUGACGAUGUUAUAGAAUGGACCUGGCGAUUGCGGCAGAACGAUGCUUAUGGAUUGAACCUCAAUGACUGGGUGGUACUGUUUUUAAAAGAUUCCCUACGAUGAUUUGGUCCUUGCUUUUCUAACCCAGAAUCAGCAUAUAUGUAAUGUAUGAUACCCGACAGAGCUGGAUAUUAUUAGAGAUUAAACCCUACUAGUUUGCUAAUCCUAGAGUAUUG